Molecule: messenger RNA, 2152 nt
Organism: Trichoderma asperellum CBS 433.97
Lineage: Eukaryota; Fungi; Ascomycota; Sordariomycetes; Hypocreales; Hypocreaceae
Source: RefSeq, a predicted model, not a curated record
CCCUCUUAUGGACUGAUUGUGUAGUAAUGACUCUACUACGACUCAACCUGUUCGACAUUAAUUCUUUCAACCCACGUCUAGCUGUGUUACUCAUAAUUUAAUACGAAUUCAAGUACUACUAUAUCCAAUUCAAAGUUCACGGAAGGUUCCCUGUCACAGAAUGUCUCUCCUGGUAGCCACGAUGCGCACUACGCCAGUGCUGGGCCCCAACCCCAAGAAACAUGCUCGUCUCUCAAAUUCAUUUGCACACUCUGAUAACCAGAGCGUUGGACCUACUGCAGAUCAGGAAUGUUUCAAUCGGUGGAGGCCAAAAUAUCACUUGAUGCCGCCCCGUUACUGGGUUAAUGAUCCGUGUGGUCCAGGUUACAGUCCAUCGGGACAAUGCUAUCAGAUGUCUUUCCAAUGGAACCCAUUUGGAUGUGAAUGGGGAAAUAUGUCUUGGGGACAUGCAACAUCUCAAGAUCAGGUACACUGGGUCGUUUCUCGCGAGCCUUCGAUGCAGCCCUCUGAAGUCGAAGAUCCUUGCGGCGUAUUCACAGGUUGUACCUGGCCAACCAACCCCAGCGGUCAAAACGAUGGCACUAUAACAACCUUCUAUACUUCCGCUCAACAUUCACCAAUCCAUUGGACAUUGCCUUAUGAGAAGGGCAGCGAACUCAUCCGCAUGGCAACUUCCAGGGACCAUGGGCGAACUUGGAAACGUCACCCAUCUCCCAUUGUUACAGGGCCUCCGAAAGGGCUGGACGUGUUAGGUUGGCGAGACCCCUUUAUCGGGAAAUGGGACUCUAUUGAUCGAUGCCUCAACCGUAAUAGUGGAGAGUACUUGUAUGGCGUUGUUGCGGGCGGGAUUCGUCAUCAGUCACCCACAGUCUUUCUAUACUCUAUCGACGCACGGGAUCUUACCCAAUGGAGUUUCAUUUGCACGCUCUUCACUCCAGGGCAAAAUUUUAAAACCUCAAAGAGGUUGUCAGACUUUGGAACCAAUUUUGAAGUAACCAAUUUCAUGACACUCCGAGACAAUAAUAGCGAUUCCUACGAUAUUUUGUUGAUGAGCAUAGAAGGCGCACAUGAAAUGGAAACGCCUUCAUUCUUGGAGAUCAAAGGCCAAGUCAGCAAAGCACAAAGGUCAAACAAAAUCCAGAACUGGCUUUGCGGCCAGCCAGUAUUAACAGAGAGUGUUGAGAGCCAAGCAUUGAGAUUCGAGUUUCGAUUUGGUGGCCGCCUCGACUAUGGGCUUUACUAUGCUGCAAAUUCGUUCUAUGAUACGAUAACAGACAGCCGAAUAGUUUAUGGCUGGAUUCUUGAAGAAGAUUUACCUCUUCACUUAGCAAAGAAGCAAGGAUGGAGCGGUAUGUUGUCCUUAUCUCGUAUCCUGAAGAUGAGACAGAUCAAGAACGUGGUCGCUGCUUGCUGUUCCGAUUUGCGGUCUCUGGACUGGCUUCAUUGCACCCCCAAUCUUGAUGGCUCCUAUAGCGUUACCACACUUACGUCCUCCCCUGACCCCCGCUUGUCGAGUUUACGCCAAAAAGAGUUGGGUCUGUCUUCUGCGCCUGCCGCCAAUGCUUGCAGCUACUCGGAUGCUCAGAUUACACUUGGCUUCCUACUUCUCAAAGCACGCCAUUUUGAGGCAGAAAUCUCCUUGUCAGUUCCACCAACUGCAGAACAAGUUGGUAUCACAUUGUAUCACUCUUCCGAUCAUGUAAGCAGGACAGCUAUAUACUUUCGGCCAAAUGAGGAAUAUCUAGUGGUAGAGCGAGAUGGUGUGUACACAGGUGACAAUGAAACAAGUGGUGUAAAUGACAGCCCUGAAACUGCACCACACACCCUUUUCACUACGCGAGACCCUGUUACCGGUAAAGAAGAGCAAGAAACGUUGGAUAUCCACAUUUUCUUCGAUGUCAGUGUACUUGAGAUUUUUGUCAACGGGCGUGUUGUUAUAACGACCCGUAUCUAUCCUGAGAAUGGCCAGUGUUACGGCUUGCAGCCAUUCGUGAAGCAUUUUGAAAGUUCGAUAGGAGGAAAUGAGGCAAUACUAUCGCGCUGCGUGGGAUGGGAGCUGAGGCCAUCAAUAUUUUAUGAGACAUAGAAUUAGAUUCACCAUUUUGGAGACUAGCGAGACAUAACCAAUAUAUGAACAUGUUCUUAGCAAUAC